AUGUUUAAACUGAGAGGAAUUAUUGUCGAGGGGAUGUCUCGACCAGCAUUGGUAUGUCGAUGGUUUCAGGUAGACUAUGCUAUCAUCUUCACGGCUUUUUUCAAGGAAAUAAUUCAGGGAAGUGUAAUCAGUGACAAUCGAGAAUUAGUGAAACAAGCUCAAAGAUUGCAAAACGAUUCGACCUGA
This is a messenger RNA of Plasmopara halstedii, 186 nucleotides long. RefSeq lists its product as uncharacterized. The record is from RefSeq and is a predicted model, not a curated record. Bases 1 to 186 code for a protein of 61 amino acids. Lineage: Eukaryota; Oomycota; Peronosporomycetes; Peronosporales; Peronosporaceae. The transcript has 2 exons.